GGGUUUUGUUUCUGUCACUCUUGCGAAGCAGCAAAACCCCCCUGCCCCGGCAGUCCUCUCUAGGAAGUGGGAACGAAUCAUCAAAAGAAGAGUAGAACCACCACCAACAACCCAACCCGGAAAGAAUGGUGAGAUUAACAGCAGACCUGAUGUGGAAAAGCCCUCAUUUUUUCAAUGCUAUUCGGGAGCGCGAGCUAGAUCUUCGAGGAAACAAGAUCGCAGUCAUUGAGAACUUGGGUGCUACUGAGGAUCAAUUCGACACCAUUGAUUUGUCCGAUAAUGAGAUAGUGAAGUUCGAAAACUUUCCGUUUCUUAACCGGCUUGGCACUUUGUUAUUGAACAACAAUAGGAUUACUCGAAUUAAUCCCAACCUUGGAGAGCUAUUGCCAAAGUUGCAUUCUUUGGUCCUGACUAACAACAGACUGACUAACUUGGUUGAGAUUGAUCCACUAGCAUCGCUUCCCAAGUUGCAAUUCCUUAGCCUGCUGGAUAACAAUAUUACAAAGAAACCCAAUUAUCGGUUGUAUGUCAUCCACAAACUUAAGUCUCUGCGUGUGUUGGAUUUCAAGAAAGUGAAACAAAAGGAGCGACUUGAAGCAAAUAGUCUAUUUGCAUCUAAAGAAGCUGAAGAAGAAGCUAAAAAGGUAUCUACAAAGACAUUUGAACCCGGUGAGGUUCCAAGCACCCCAGAGGUUCCAAAGGAGGAGCAAGCACCUAAAGCAGUUGCUCCUACACAAGAACAAAUUUUAGCUAUUAAGGCUGCAAUUGUGAAUUCCCAAACUCUGGAAGAGGUGGCAAGGCUUGAACAGGCACUGAAAACUGGCCAACUUCCUGCUGAUUUAAACAUUGGAGAGAUUGAUGAUGCAGGUAAAAGUGAAAAUGCCAGAGAGGACAAAAUGGUUACUGAUAGUGAAGAAAAAACCAAUGAUCAACCUGGAAAGGCUGAAUCUGAAAAUAAGAAUGAUGGUCCUGAAGAAAUGGAGCAGGAGUAAAGAGUGGGCUUUGCUUCAUUUGCAAGUUUUCUGGAGUACUGAAAAGCGGUUGACAAUUUGAGGAUUAUGGCCUGCAGCUCUUUUUUUUUUUUUUUUUUGGUUGGUCGGUCAGAUACUAGUUAUGUCCAAUUAGAGAUACACUUAUGUACUCCUAACCACGUUUUCGUAACCAUUGAACUGGAAGCAUAUUAGUCAUCGUUAGGUUAAGUUGUAUCUUUCAGAAUUACCUUUUGACAAUUUUGGAUUCACCAAAAGGCAAUGAAGGUAGAAUUAUAGCCGUAUAUGCUUGCAAA
This is a messenger RNA of Coffea eugenioides, 1285 nucleotides long. Its product is annotated as U2 small nuclear ribonucleoprotein A'. The transcript has 8 exons. Gene Ontology annotation, biological process: mRNA splicing, via spliceosome. Gene Ontology annotation, molecular function: U2 snRNA binding; protein binding. The record is from RefSeq and is a predicted model, not a curated record. The coding region runs from base 126 to 992 and encodes 288 amino acids. Lineage: Eukaryota; Viridiplantae; Streptophyta; Magnoliopsida; Gentianales; Rubiaceae.